Molecule: messenger RNA, 777 nt
Organism: Meleagris gallopavo (turkey)
Lineage: Eukaryota; Metazoa; Chordata; Aves; Galliformes; Phasianidae
Source: RefSeq, a predicted model, not a curated record
CGAAUUCAGGCUUUGAAUGAACCUUCCCUUUCUAAAUGCAAGGGAACUGGGGCGUUCAGAAACAGAAGUGUAAAUCAGUCCUCAUUUGCAGCUUGAUACAAGGGAACGAAAAUAUAUGAGCCUGGUCCCAAGCAGACACACAGCGUUGUUAGGGUUCAUUUACACGGGGAGGUGGGUGCUAACAGAGCAGGGCUGCGAGUGAGUUGUGCUCAGCAGCUCACAUCCAUUCUGCAGGCAGUGCCCUCCAUCGGUUUCACUCAAGUCAUCAUCAAAGCACGAUGCGAGGCCACUGCUGGAUCAACAGCGUGUGGGAUUUGUUACUUGUCUAAGCUUUGCUGUCUGGAUGCUCACAUUGCUGCUCGCAGUACCUGAAAAGGCUUUGGGAGCCAUUGCACGGGUCUGAAGGGGGAACCUCUCUUGUGUGUGUUUCCCCUCAGCUACGGUGACAUGGUGCCCAAGACCAUUGCUGGGAAGAUCUUCGGCUCCAUCUGCUCGCUGAGCGGGGUGCUGGUCAUCGCUCUGCCCGUUCCCGUCAUCGUCUCCAAUUUCAGCCGCAUCUACCACCAGAACCAGCGUGCCGACAAGCGCCGGGCACAGAAGAAAGCUCGGCUCGCGAGGAUCCGCGUGGCCAAGACAGGCAGCUCCAACGCCUACCUGCACAGCAAACGCAACGGCCUGCUGAACGAAGCCCUCGAGCUGACGGUGAGUGCAGAACCCCAUCCCUGCUCCUCCAGGCUUCCUUCUCUCCCCAUUGCCACCCAAAUCACAGAAUGGUAA